AUGGCCAGAAGGCUGUCCCGAAUUUCUUUUAUUUACUGGGAAUUACUUGUAAUUUCUUGGGCUUCUCGGGUCCGAGCGCAACUCAUUCGGCUCUACUUAGACAUCUUCGCAGCCAUCGCCGGUGGCACUACGUAUUUGCACCAAGAUUUUGUUAUCUUUAGGCUUGAUGCCGCUCUUACUUUGAUUUGGGCCUUGCUUGAUGUUGCCGAAAGACGAGCUGAGCGAGAUUGCUCGCCCAUAGCUCAUCCUUCUCAAAUUACUUCUGCCUUGACCUACCUUCCUUUGGUCAUUGCGAGUCCAACGCCUCCCACUGGGCUUGGGACCGCGGGGCCAAGAAGUGCGUCUUCGUGUCUGGGGUUUGCGGAGGAAGCGCAAACAAUUUCCACAAUGAAACCAUCUGCCUCGAGACCUGCCGUGAUAUAUACCCCUUGGCUUUGUCCUAGGCCCUUUGUGCGCUUCCGAGUGGUAUUAACUGCCCCUAUUAUACGUAUCCUGAACCAUCUUUUUCUUCUCAUUUUACUUAGCCGCCCACCUGAUUAUGGCACCGGUUCUCAUCGUUAG
Messenger RNA from Protopolystoma xenopodis, 561 nucleotides. The record is from the annotation of a GenBank genome assembly. Lineage: Eukaryota; Metazoa; Platyhelminthes; Monogenea; Polystomatidea; Polystomatidae.